CGAAUUCUGACAUUCCCAUGAUUCGCGGGGGCUAAAAGCUCUCCCCUCCCUUCCCUCAACAUUUUACCGCCAAAUCCACAUUUCAGAAAGCUCAGCUGCCCUAGUUCCCUAAUCCCACCCCGGAAAACCUCCAUUCCCUCUGAAACCGGACGCCAUGGAAACCAGAGCUCGGCCGCAACCAAUGCGACUCGUCGGAUUCAUCGGCGGUCGAACUAUCCUUGUGUCGGUGGCUUCCGAAUCCGCCCUGAACCUCAUAAGCACAUCUAUUGUAGGUGAACUCGGCCUCGAAGUCGAUCGGAAUCUCUCCCUUUCUUUUCCGCUUGCAAACGGCACGGCGGCGAGAACCGACGACGUCGUAUCGAAUCUGCGGGUGGAGAUUGAAGUAUACGAGUACGUUUCGGACUUUCACGUUUCUCCGCUGCCGGAUUGCGACGUGGUGUUCGGGGCCGAUUGGCUCGAGUCUCUAGGCGCUGUUGUUUGGAAUUUUAGGGAGAAGUGGAUGAAAUUUACGGUGGAUGGAAUUAAGCACACGUUGGUUGGAGUUGGAGCGUUAGAAAGAAUUUGGUCAAUAUCGAGGAUGCCUGUCUGCGAAGAUAAAAGUCACGAGGAAUUUAGAUGGGAAGAUUAUCAGUUGGGGAAUAGAGGAGGUGAAGCGAGUACAUUGCAGUCAAUGUCGAGCAUGCUGGUUUCUGAAGAUAAAAGUCACGAGGAACUUAGAUGGGAAUAUUACCAGUUCAGGAAUAUAAGUUGCUUCAGUGGUUCAGCAGGCAUUCUUGGUCAGAAUCAUUUGGGACGGUUCUCUGCAGGGACUCAGAUGUCAAUCCAUCGUGGUGGAGCAGCACCGUGGAUUCAAUAUGGACUUUCGACCAUGCCUCUGAUGUGAAAAAUCGUAUGUUGUUUUGUUUAAUCUGAAAUGUUGUUGUACUUGACUGGUAGAAGCUAUUAGGGAGAGAGAUUUCGAAUCCAAUGAUUUAGAUUAGGUAGUAUCAAAGUUAAGUUUCUUGAUUCGACUACGAAACAUACUUAGACUUGAGUUAGAAGAAAAGAAACACAUGAAUUUUCAAAUGAUUAUGUAGCUAUUUCAAUUCUAAUCUCACCCUCUCUAGUUACUUGAGCAGUAUUUGAGCGUAAAAUUUUUAGCGUGUUUAC
This is a messenger RNA of Malus domestica (apple), 1149 nucleotides long. RefSeq lists its product as uncharacterized. The record is from RefSeq and is a predicted model, not a curated record. Lineage: Eukaryota; Viridiplantae; Streptophyta; Magnoliopsida; Rosales; Rosaceae. Gene Ontology annotation, cellular component: nuclear pore cytoplasmic filaments; nuclear pore. Gene Ontology annotation, molecular function: RNA binding; structural constituent of nuclear pore. Gene Ontology annotation, biological process: RNA export from nucleus; post-transcriptional tethering of RNA polymerase II gene DNA at nuclear periphery; telomere tethering at nuclear periphery.